Molecule: messenger RNA, 1445 nt
Organism: Tarenaya hassleriana
Lineage: Eukaryota; Viridiplantae; Streptophyta; Magnoliopsida; Brassicales; Cleomaceae
Product: THUMP domain-containing protein 1 homolog
Exons: 7
Coding region: 93-1223 (376 amino acids)
Biological process (GO): tRNA modification
Molecular function (GO): RNA binding
Source: RefSeq, a predicted model, not a curated record
CUGUUUCGGUGUCUGUUCCCUUCUUUCCCAAACUCUGAAAAACCCUUCUUGUUCUCUCGCGCUCUCUCUAUUUCUCUCUCUCUCCGCCUACAAUGGCUACCGGCGACAAACCCCACUCCAACACCGGCGACAAGAGUAAGAAGAGGAGACAACGCUAUCUCCCUCAAAACAAACCAGUGAAGAAGAAAGGUGCGUACCCUUUGAAACCUGGAGUUCAAGGCUUCUUCAUCACCUGCGAUGGCGGACGAGAGCAUCAAGCUGCUCAUGAAGCUCUCAACGUCAUUGAUUCUUUCUUUGAGGAGCUAAUGAAUGGGAAAGACUCGGAAGUAAAGCCUUCAGGGUUAACUGAAAGUGCUUCAAACAAAAAAAUUACUUUUUCAUACAGUGACGAGGAAGACGAUGAUGAUGAGGAUCAUGACAGUGAUGAUGGUGAUGAAGAGGAAACUAAAGACGAGGGAAAAAAGGAGGAGGGAAGUGAGAGCAACAAGAACGGUGUGGCUGAAGAAAGAGUAGCCAGUGAAAAGUCAUGUGAAGAGAAACAUGCGGUAGAAAACGUUAAUAAUGAGAACGAUGAAGAUCUGGGAAAACAAAAGAACGAAAGUGAGGAGGAGCCUCCGGUAAAGAAGCAGUGUCUUGAGACCAAUACAUCUGAUGACGUAAAACCUGAAAAAACUGAGGAGAAGUCUAUUGAUAAGUUGAUUGAAGCUGAACUUCAAGAACUUGGAGACAAGACUAAGAGGCGUUUUAUGAAGUUAGAUCCGGGUUGCAAUGGUCUAGUCUUCAUCCAAAUGAGAAGGAGAGAUGGUGACCCGAAGCCGAAGGAGAUUGUGCAGCACAUGAUGACAUCUGCUGCUGCAACAAGAAAGCAUAUGUCGAGGUUCAUCUUAAGAGUUCUGCCGAUGGAAGUGUCGUGUUAUGCAUCAGAGGACGAAAUUUCAAGAGCCAUAAAACCUCUCGUAGAAGAGUAUUUUCCCGUUGAGACCGAUAGUCCACGCAAGUUUGCUGUAUUGUACGGGGCUCGGGCCAACACGGGUAUUGAUAGGAUGAAAAUUAUAAACACGGUUGCAAAAUCUGUCCCCGCUCCUCACAAAGUUGAUUUGAGCAGUCCGGACAUUACAGUCGUGGUCGAAAUUGUCAAGACGGUGUGCUUGAUCGGGGUUGUGGAGAAGUACAAGGAGUUGGCAAAGUAUAACCUCAGACAGCUUACCUCGACGGCCAAGUGAGAAACUCUCCAUCUGCUUUAAGUUGAUGUUUCGGACAAGAAUGCUUUCUUCUUUGCGCGUCUAAUAAUCAUAAUCAUAUUCUGCUUUACUUAUUUGUACUAACAUCGUAUUACACUUUUGUAAUUAGAUUUCGUGUUUUUUCGAAUAUUCCUAAAUUUGACAUUACAGUUACUUCACGGCCACGUGAUAAUAUUUGUACGAGGUAAUUUGCUCGAAAACAAA